UUAUUAUUAUUAUUAUUAUUAUUAUUAUACAUUAGUUCAGUUUUAAACUUACAAAUAAUGAUGGAAAUGCCUUUUCUGAAUUGCAUUUACAUACUUUGGUUAAUUUUCAAAUUACACAACUUUUACACAGCUGUGUCUUACACAUUCAUUUCUUCAAGAUACAAUAACAAACAUUCCAUAUGUGAUGAAAAACCUAUCUGGUAUAAUGUCACAUGUGAGCAAAUGUAUGUAAAGAGCACUGGGGACUGAUCCCAUGAAAUGUCAGAUGAGAGUUGUUAACAUGGCCGUUGAUAACGAAUGGUGAAAUUCUUCUCAAUAUUCUCCUUUCUUAGUGAAUGAGUUGUGAAAACUUUAGAUGGUGCCCAAUUACUCAGUAGAGGAACACGUGAUCAGCUAACCUUCUGUCUAGGACACCAGUGUGACUAGACACUUCUGGCUACUGUCAAGUCUACAGAACUGGGAUUUCCUUUGUGAUGAGCAGUGGACUGUGCUAAAGCUUCUCCUGUUGCUAUCAGUGUGACCUCUGUGUCUUGCAGUCUCUCUUUCUGAUCUCCAAUAAAUGAAACCAUGGAAGUCAAAUUGAUCUACGAUGGACAGGAAGUUGUGGCUAACCAACAUACCUCUUAGACAUGGACAAAUAUGUGUCCACACGAUCAUUCAUCCAUUUAACCCUUUCAGUGUCAAGACCCCUGCUCUCAAACUUGCUCUCAGGGUCGAAGAAUUGAAAAAAAAAUUAUCUUACGAAAGGUAAUGAAAACAAAAGUAUGAAAUUUGGUGGAAUUAUGCUCUCGCAAAGUUAACAUCAUUUGUGUCCUCUGGAAUAUCAGCAAAAAUCGAACAUUUCUGCUACUUUGAGCUCAGUUUCAAGCUACUUUAAGUCUUGAAACUAAUCAAAAUCAUCUCUGUAUCUAUCGUACGAGACCAAGAAACAGAGAAUACAACCAUAAAAAAAAUUUGAUAAUACACAGCGAAGUCACUGUUUUAAACGAAAAACACAGUCGCAGUCUUUUUUUCUCAUUAUACACCGCGUGCUGCAGGAUUUUUUUUUAUAUAGUGCACAUUUACCGUAUAGACCCAUCCUCUCGUAUCUAGGCCCAGAUUUACUGCUCACAGCUUAUCUGGGUGAGCUGAGCUCAUGGCAUCAUGCUACGUGACCGACACUGACUUCAAAGCCGUGAUACAAUGAGACUGAUACUGAAAGGGUUAAUUGUCACACCUAAUGGUUCUUAACCUGAGUGACCUAUGCAUCAUUUAUAAUACAGUACCAUGCCAGAAUAAUAUAUAUAUUAUAUAUAAAUUCUUAGACUUCCUUCUCUUUUCUCCAACAUUGCAAGCUCCUGAUUGUGUUGAUUGCAACACUAAAGGCCUAGAGCUAUCAUUCAACUCCCUACAUGGUUGUUUUGCAUUAUAUAUAUACUAUAUAAGUAUUUUUGUUUUACCAUAUCAGCUAUAAUAUAUAACACUUACAUAAUUGAAUGAAUUAAGUAACAGUCAGUAAAACAAAUGCUGGAAAUUACAAGCAAAACAAGUUAAAUUUAUUUUUCUUAUUUUAUGCUUAAUAUAGCCUUUUAAUUUUUGUAAUAUAGAGCUUAAAAUUUGAUAUUAUUUUUAAUAUACGUACAUGAUACUGAAAUAUUUUUAAGUGUCGUGCUUUACAAUGAUAGAUCAAAAUGAAGGUUUUGAACUCUUGUGUUUAUUGAUAUUUGUUAGACUCGUCUAAUAAAUGUACACAAUUGAAUUUUGCAUUUAUCAUUUAGAUAAAAAUUUAAUUUGAGCUUCUCUUCCUCUCUAAUCCAUGUUAUAGCUGAAGUAAUAUUUUAGUUAGCAUCGACUUUCUAUUAAUGUGUGAGACACUUUCUCGUUGAGUAUUGUCCAGUUGCUCUUACAGGGAGUCUCAGGUUUCUGACACGUGCCACUUUCUGGUCUCUAUACAGUAACCCUCAGAUAUAAUGGACUAAUAGGGGAUGACCAUUAAAUUGAAAUAUUAAAGAAGUGCACUACAGUACUUUAGUGUAUACACAGUACAAUGAUGUACACCCAAUUUACAGAUAUACUGCAAUAAACAUUGAGAAUUUACCCAGUGGAUUUUGCCUAUACAGUGGAACCUCAGUUUUCGUAUGCCCUAGUUGGAGAAAAUUCUCUAUUAAAUGCAUUUUUUGUUGAUAUUUUGGGGUGUCUGGAAUGGAUUAAUUGGUUCCAUUCAGGACACCCAAAAAUAUUAAUAAAAAAGUACAUUUUAUACAGAAUGUUCUCCAAGAAUUUUCUCCAACUAGGGCAUACGAAAACCGAGGUUCCACUGUAAUUUUCAUAUUCCAUUUUGUCAAGGGUUUACUGUAGUAAUUGUCAUUUAAUAGUUGCUAUACUGAUUUCUCAGAAAUAUUUUUAUGAUUUAUGAUUGAAUUAACUAGUGGCUGUUGAAGGUUGAUAAGGAUAAAAAAAAAUUAAAUGACAAAAGAAAUUGCAAAUAAUAUAUUUAUACAUUAAAAAAAAGUCUUCAGUCUGCACUGGAAGCCAGAAACUUUGACAGUAUCUUUUACUUGCAGGAUUCCAUGAAAUGAACUAUAACUUUAUUUCAAAUGUUAUAAUUGUAUUUAGUAUAAUUGCCAAAUAUUGAAAGCAUCACAAUUACAUACUAUUUGACAGCAAUUUAAAUGACCGAGUCUCUAGUUUUAUUCUUUUUUUGUGUGAAACCUUAGUUAUGCUCCUGAUUUUUGACAAUGUAUUAAAACAUUUAGGUGGAGAUGAUGAAAUCUGUCCAUAUGCUACGUUCCAUCUUCUUGGAUUCCGUGAAGAAAUGGACCCCCAGCAGGCUGGCAAUAACUUCCAGACAUUUCCCUACCAGAAUGGCCAUGGAUCUCAACAAAACUUCGUAAAUUCUCCUGCUUCUCGAAGUAUGCCACGUCAUGGGUCUGGCAACUACUACAGCUGCGUUUCUGGCGACUAUAACUGUGGCCAUACGCCGAACGAAGGCCACCAGCCUCGGCACGGGUCUGGCAACUACUACUCGUGUGUGGCUGGAGAGUAUGGCUCUGGUGGUCCCCCAAGCAGCACCUACUACUCCACUGUUCCUGGUGACAUGACUACCUCUCGCAUCAGCAACUCUACAUUCUCCCCAACUUAUGAUGACCCAGCUCGUUCUGAUGAAGAAAGUGACCAAUAUGGUGGAUCAACAUAUUCUGGUGGUGGACCUUAUGCUCGUGCUAUAGACUCUGUGUCCCAGAGUGGAACUGCUAAACGUUUGAAUGGUGGUCCCCUUCAUGGAGCUGCAACCUCAGGUCUCUUAUGGCCUCAGAGUAAUACACAUAAAUUCUUAAUGAACCGUGGAAGCACCUCAGGAAGCACAGGCCAUGGAUCACCUGAGCCUCCUCCACCACCACCACCACGUAAUGGAGAUCUUCCCCUUGACUCCUCUGGUCUUGGCUCCUCUUUGAACGACUCUAACAAUUCUACAGCUUCCAACCAGUUUUCUGAGGCUGAAUGUGAUCAUGAUCUUGUCCAGCGUAAUUAUGGAGUGAAGGCUACCAAGAGCACAGAGGAGAUGCGCAAACUCCUGGACAAGAAACUGGUUAAGAGCUGUAAGUUUUUCUGGAUCAAAGCUAGCUGAUUUCAUCAUGCUUCAUGAAUCACAUAUUGCUGUCUUAUAGCAAUAGCUAACUUGUGAAGCUUUAGUUUGUUUAGAAUCUCAGAGAACCUUUGCUUUUGAUGGUGUAUGACUGCUUCAUCCAGUCUGCCUUACAUUCUCUUGAGACACUUAACAUGGCAUUAUGAAAAUGCUUAUACUAUAUAAAAAAUUAAUUAUGUAGAUAAACAGAAACAGUAAUAGGCCCUUUAGUUAAUAAAUAACAUUCAUGGGCAUCAUAAAGUGUCUAAGAGAAUUUGAGAUAGAGAUUAUGCUAGAGAAAGCCAAGUUAACUGAUAUUACAUUUCCCAUUCUAUGGAAUAAAAAAGAUCCUCAGUUGAAUAAAUAUUUGAUAAAUGUAUAUUGCCAAUUUUUUAGAAAGUAUGAUUUCACAAAUGCUUUGGCCUAAAUUCUAUAACAUAAUUAGUUAAAAAAAUAGUUUUGAAAAAUUAUGCUUAAUAAUGUAAACAAAUAUAGUCUAGAUAUACAGUAUUAUUAACGAAAUUAAGUACAGUAUGUACAUCAAAUGUUCUGAAUUAAGGCCUGCAAGUGUUGUUACUGGAGCAUUUCCUAAUGCAGUAUUAUCGAGUGACUUUUAUGAAUUAGAAUAGAUUACUACAGUUUAGGCAUGAGUUCUUAUUGAGCUGAAUAUAUGAAGCUUUGCACAAUAAUGGUUCAUUUGCAUGAAUGCAUGACACUUCAUUUUCUUGCCUUUUUUUUUUUUUACUAUUCUUAUGAAGUAUUUUUCUAGAGUACAUAAUUAAUCACAAAUAAAUUACCCAGUAUUAGGUGUUGUAUGUACAUAUAAUGCAUUUAGCUUUUAAAUUUGCAUCCCAAAGUAGUAGUUGCACUGUAUAGAUGUAUAGUGGAAGUAAUAUUAAUAAUGCUAUAUUUAACCUGCACUGGUGUAAGAUUGCCCUAGACAGUAUACUCUUCAUCAGUUAAGAUGUUUGUAAACAAUAAGGAGAAAAUAGUCACACAGAAGAUUUUUGGUUGCUUUUGUACUGUUUGCUGUACGAUGGUUAAAAUUUAAAUUACAGAAGCUUUUGUGAGCUGAAAUACUACCAUGGAAGUAAAGUAAGUAUUAUUUUACCAACAAUAAAUAUUAGUUUUGACCCUAUUAUUAUACUACUGUAUUAAAUUUUUCCUUUUCCUACAUUGAAAUAUUUUCAUUCCUGUUAUUAUUUAAUGUUAUUUUAGUCUCGUGUAUAAUUGAUAUAUAGUCUUGUAGGACUGCUCACUUGAUAAUUUUAGUAUAACAGCACCAGAGCAAAAUAUUGUGCAGUAUAAAAGAGGAAUGCAGUAAUCCCCCAGUAUCCACGGGUGGUACAUUCCAAGACCUACUGCGGAUAGUAGCAAACCUUAUAUGUAAGUCGUUUAUCAUUUACAUCCAUCCCUAUCAUAAAAUUUAAUUGAUAAAUUACACACAGUAAGACAUUACCAACAUUAUAUAAUUAAAUAUAUUGUACAGUUGUGGAAAAAAAUUCCUCUCCUGGUCAGAAAUAAUAUCAAGCAGCACAGAUGUAGCGAACAGAGGAUUAAAGACUAUUUUCACAAAUGAAUUAGUGCUGCUUGUAACGAUGGUGAUUGGUUGAAAAAAUUAAUUGCCAGUACUUU
Molecule: messenger RNA, 5236 nt
Organism: Cherax quadricarinatus
Lineage: Eukaryota; Metazoa; Arthropoda; Malacostraca; Decapoda; Parastacidae
Source: RefSeq, a predicted model, not a curated record